GAUAAAGUACAUGAAAUCCUGUGAAAGAGGCCUAGACAGAAGUAGUGUGCGUGUAAUCCUCUCAUCCCCUAAUUAAGGGCACCAGAUCCCCGGACUCCUGAUUAGGCGGGCGCGUCCUUGGCCAAUCCAGGCUGGAUUUUGCCUUGGGAUCCGUGCUUACUGCUUCCUUGUCGCUCUUGGCACCAGUCGGCGACAGGUGAUCAUGAUGCUGGAUGAACUGUGGGCUACGCUCUCUGGCGUCUCCGGGGCUGCCCUGGCCUGCUGCUUCGUAGCCACGGCUGUGGUCCUGCGCUGGUCUGCUCGCCGAAAGGCGCGGGGUGCGGCGGUCCGGGCGCGACAGAAACAGAAAGCGGCCCUGGAAAGCAUGGACAAGGCGGCGCAGCGCUUCCGGCUCCAGAAUCCUGACCUGGACUCAGAGGCGCUGCUGGCCCUGCCCCUGCCUCAACUAGUGCAGAAGUUACACAGUGGGGAACUGUGUCCUAGAGCUGUGCUCUUCACCUACUUGGGAAAGGCCUGGGAAGUGAACAAAGGGACCAACUGUGUGACCACUUACCUGGCAGACUGUGAAACUCAGCUGUCUCAGGCCCCAAGGCAGGGCCUGCUCUAUGGUGUCCCUGUAAGUCUCAAGGAGUGCUUCAGCUACAAGGGCCAGGACUCGACACUGGGCUUGAGCCUGAAUGAAGGAGUGCCAGCAGAGUGUGACAGUGUGAUGGUGCAGGUGCUGAAGCUGCAGGGUGCUGUGCCCUUUGUGCACACCAACGUCCCUCAGUCCAUGUUCAGCUACGACUGCAGUAAUCCCCUUUUUGGCCAGACCACGAACCCAUGGAAUUCCUCCAAGAGCCCAGGUGGCUCCUCAGGGGGUGAAGGGGCCAUCAUUGGGGCUGGAGGCUCCCCGCUGGGCUUAGGCACUGACAUUGGAGGCAGCAUCCGCUUUCCCUCCUCCUUCUGUGGCAUUUGUGGCCUCAAGCCCACAGGGAACCGUCUCAGGGGUUCCCUUACUGGGAUUUUGCUGGGAGGAAGAGUCACAGCACCUCUGGCCCUAGUUUCCAAGUGCAAGAUUGGCCUGAAGAGCUGUGUCUAUGGACAGGUGGCAGUACAGGCGUCAGUGGGCCCUAUGGCCAGGGAUGUGGAGAGCCUGGCACUGUGCCUGCGAGCGCUGCUGUGUGAGGACAUGUUCCGCUUGGACCCCACUGUGCCCCCGCUGCCCUUCAAAGAGGAGGUCUACAGAAGCUCCCAGCCCCUGCGUGUGGGGUAUUAUGAGACAGACAACUAUACCAUGCCCACCCCAGCCAUGAAACGGGCCCUGCUGGAGACCAAGCAGAGCCUGGAGGCUGCUGGCCACACGCUGGUUCCCUUCCUGCCGAGCAACAUACCCUAUGCUAUGGAGACCCUGUCGACAGGUGGGCUGUUCAGUGAUGGUGGUGUCACCCUUCUACAGAACUUCAAAGGUGAUUUCGUGGAUCACUGCUUGGGGGACCUUAUCUUGAUUCUGAAACUGCCUGACUGGCUUAAAGGACUGCUGGCUUUCCUGCUGAAGCCUCUGCUCCCAAGGUUGUCAGCCUUUCUUAGCAACAUGAGGUCUCGGCCUGCUGGAAAGAUCUGGGAACUACAGCAUGAAAUCGAGGUGUACCGCAACUCUGUGAUUGCCCAGUGGAGAGCACUGGACCUGGAUGUGCUGCUCACUCCCAUGCUAGGCCCUGCUAUGAACUUGAGUGAUCCAGGCAAGGCUACAGGAGCUGUCAGUUACACUAUGCUCUACAACUGCCUGGACUUCCCAGCGGGGGUGGUGCCUGUCACCACAGUGACCGCUGAGGACGAGGCCCAGAUGGAACACUACAGGGGUUACUUUGGGGAUAUCUGGGACAAGGUGCUGCAGAAGGCCAUGAAGAAGAGCUUGGGGCUGCCUGUGGCCGUGCAGUGUGUGACUCUGCCGUGGCAAGACGAGUUGUGUCUGAGGUUCAUGCGGGAGGUAGAGCGACUGAUGACCCCUGAAAAGCAGCCAUUCUGACUGCUGCCUGCCCAGCCACCUGGCUGGCUCCGGAGGACCUGAGACCCGCUCAGUCUGUGCCCAGCCUAGUCAGGACACAGCUGCCACCCUGAGAAGAACUGUUUAGCCGGAGGGGCAGAGGCUUCCAUGUCCCCUAUCCCCCUCCCCUCUACAAGAAGCCCAGAUUCCCCAAGUCUGGACCUUGCUCCCUCUUUCCUGCCCUGAUGCCUGGUCUCUGCCCUGACCAUCCCCAGCAUGUGGCAGCCAGUGGAUAUAACUGGGCAAAGCCCCACUAACAAUCAAGAAAUGGUUUCUAGUCUGUGUACUUUCUGGCCGUCAUUGUUAGGGCACUGGGGGUUGGAGACUUGACCUUCUAGAGCCUGACUCCAGCCAUGUCAGUUUCCUGCUCCCACACCCCCUAGUUCCUUUUCAUCACACAAAAGAUGAACACAAGCCUUCUUCGAGUGGAUAUUGCAGCCCCAACACUUUACCUUUCCCCUCCCCCCUCGUAGGCUAAGCCCUACUUUGCUGGACAUUGUCCUUUCUUUUCUUCCUUCUUCUGUUCCUUCCCUCUACCGAGAUACCCUUUCUGCUCCUCUACUAUCAAAUUCUUUGAGGCCUAGCUCAGAUCCCUCUUUCUCUAAAAGGCCUUCCCUUCUUCCCUUGAGCUCUGGAGUAGAUGGCCAGUUUCCCCCUCCGUCUCCAUCUGCCGCAUGCGGUGGGCAUCUGCGGUGAGGGUGCUGCCUCCCUUAGCAGACUGGCUCUCCUUGCUAGCAGGGACCAUGUUAUACAUCUUUGUCCUCAGUGGCUAGCACAGGGUAGCAGGGAGUCUGGAGUGCUGACCCUGAGCUGGUGAUGUUGAAGAGAGGAGCCCACAGGCCUGGGGAGGUGAGCACCAGACAAGACAGUCUGGUAGAGGAUGCUCACAGGGCUGGCCAAGGACUGGAUUGUUCUGGGCAAGCUUCCUGAAGGAGGAGGACCUCUGUUGAGUUUAUAUUUCCCAGGGGCUGAGAUAGGGGAUGAGGACAUCCUAGGGAGAAGGAACAGUAUGCCCAAAGACCAGGAUGAGCUUGGUAGAUGCAGGCAUGUUGAGUGGGCACAGGAGAAGCAGCAGAGAAAUAGGUAAGGCCAGAUCAGGGUGGACUUGGGGGCCCAGUUCAGGAUCUUGAAUCCUGUCUCAAGACAAUAGGGAGCUCCUGAAGGAUCACAGGGAUGCAGUGAGGAGAGUAGAUUGAAGGGACAGAGGCUGGAGAGGUAUAAAGAGGUUGUUCCAUCAUCUGGGGGAGAGGGCCUGAGGUCUGAGCUAGGGCAGUGGUCCAGGGGCAGAGAGGUGGUUUGGGAAUUAACAGUUGAGAAGCAAGUGAGCUGUCUCAGCUCAGUCUGCCACGUCACCUCUCGGUGCACAGCAUUGCCUGAUGGGUGGCUCGCCUGUGACAGACUGGGAGCUUCUUGGCCUUGCUAGCAGAGUCCCCGCACUCCUCCCUGGCCCCAGCCCUAACUCCACUGCUUUCUGUGGAAGAUGUUUCUGAGCUUGAGCCCUCAGGCAGGGCAGGACCCUGGCUCCUACCUGGCCUACUUCAAAUUCUUUUCAGGGCCAGUUUCAUUUGUGAGGCUUUCUCCUCCUCCUUGAUUUUUCUGCUUCUCCAGAGGGUAUUUCCCCUCCAGGUUGCUUGACCAUUGGCAACUGCACUCUCUGCCUAUGGCUUCCUGCUUUGGUGGUGCUAGUCUUAGGGCAGAUAUCUGAGGGCUGACUAGAGAGACCCACCCACACGGACACCAAAUUGGGAUGAUCCUGGUAGUUGCUACGCUUUGCCCUGAUUCCUUGUAACUGCUGUCAUUUUACCCCAUUUCAUUCCAUAAAACCACCUGCCAUCUA
This is a messenger RNA of Pteropus alecto (black flying fox), 3863 nucleotides long. It is a transcript of the gene FAAH, whose product is annotated as fatty acid amide hydrolase. Gene Ontology annotation, molecular function: amidase activity; fatty acid amide hydrolase activity. Gene Ontology annotation, biological process: fatty acid catabolic process. NCBI's taxonomy places the organism in Eukaryota, Metazoa, Chordata, Mammalia, Chiroptera, Pteropodidae. Bases 203 to 2008 code for a protein of 601 amino acids. The transcript is spliced from 18 exons. The record is from RefSeq and is a predicted model, not a curated record.